Messenger RNA from Cryptococcus amylolentus CBS 6039, 1079 nucleotides. RefSeq lists its product as hypothetical. The coding region runs from base 26 to 835 and encodes 269 amino acids. NCBI's taxonomy places the organism in Eukaryota, Fungi, Basidiomycota, Tremellomycetes, Tremellales, Cryptococcaceae. The record is from RefSeq and is a predicted model, not a curated record. The transcript is spliced from 3 exons.
CAUCACUCCGACCUGAAUUCAGACGAUGGCGACUCCUAUAGAAGCAGCCGGGCAAAGGGAAGAGCCCAAGGUGUACGGAGAGAGAUGGAAGUCGAAAGAAUGCGCAGGUCCGAGCGAGGUCAGACUGAUUAGUGCCGACAAUCGUCUCUUUUUUGUCCCUACACACUUGCUUCAGUCUCACAGCACCGUGCUUUGUGACAUGCUCGAGCUUCCGGCCACCGAGUCACCUCCCUCGAUUACUCUAUCCGACCCCGACCUCGAGUCUGCCGCUCAACUAGCCCUAUUCCUCCUUGUUAUCCAAGGAAAUAACUUCUUCGCAGCUCGCAGCCAACUUCCUUAUGUGCGCUACGAACAAGUGAUUACAGUCGACCACUUAUCCAACUUUUUCCAAUUCGCCAGAAAGUACGACUGCCCCAAUGCCCUUCUACUGUGGGAGAACUUCCUCUAUUACCUGGUGCGAGAGGAAUUUCGCCCGCGUGGAUGUAUCGCUAAGCCAUUGGAUGUGUUUGUCCUCGCCGCCCAGGCUGACUUGGGCGGGUUGGCAUCGCUGGUCCUAGACCUGUACCAGCCCUCACUGGUCACCGACACGUCCCAUCACUCCCGCUCGUCAUCUGACUACCCCUCUCCGUUUGGUUAUCUCCAAAAACACCUCCCAUUCACCCUUGGCAGUAUACCUGUGGAAACAUGGAAACAUAUACCCCUGCGAUAUCUCUUUGCCCUGCAGAAGAGCACCGCUGAGCUCGAUGGGAGUACGGAGCCGACAUCGCAGCAGUCGGGAGUUCGGAGCCGGAAGUUACGAUUUGAAGAAUCGUUGAUUUUGGGCAAGAAAUUGUAAAUUGGAGUUUGGUCUCCGAUCGCAUCACGGAGGAUGUCGUCAGGUCAAGCUUUAGGCGACGUAUUCACGAGAGAAAGUGUAAUAUAGUCCGUUAAAAUCUGACCUGUCUCAUGAGCGCUAUGCUGGGAUGUCAUGGUUAUAGGGUCAUCUGUGUAGUUUGUUCAUUCAGUUGUGUCCUUAGUGGACCGUGCUCUCCGUAUAUAUAGACCAGAGUCUUCUUUCAUAAUUCUUCUUCAUAUGCGAC